Penicillium maclennaniae is the source of this 1569-nucleotide messenger RNA. Its product is annotated as DUF5102 domain-containing protein. The record is from RefSeq and is a predicted model, not a curated record. The transcript is spliced from 3 exons. The coding region runs from base 1 to 1569 and encodes 522 amino acids. NCBI's taxonomy places the organism in Eukaryota, Fungi, Ascomycota, Eurotiomycetes, Eurotiales, Aspergillaceae.
AUGUCGGAGGCGACUCCCGAUCCAUCCACCCAUCUUGAACCUCCCAGCAACACGAUCCAGAAAGAAGACCCAGGAGCUGAGGACACGGCUUCCAGCAGCGACGACGAACACUUCUCAGACGCCAGCGAAGGUCAUGACAAUGUAUCAUCAAGUCCUCAAUUCGGCAGCACGUCCCCUGUCCCGCGAACUCGAGUUGAACGUGUGGACAGCAACCCACACCACGGCGAGGUGCCUGGCACUGCUGCAUAUGAAAUGAGAGAGCAGGACGCUGUUCCCGACGAGAUUGAAAUCCUUCCAGAAAGUGCCGAGGGUACACAAAGCAAGGACGUUUCUCCUGCGGGGUCGCAAGACCGACCCUUGACCCCAAGCGGUUCGCCAAUCCCACGGACUAUAGUAGAAAAAGUUGAUCCAGAAUUGCCCAGCCAUGGCGAAAUUCCUGGAACCGAGGCAUAUGUCAAGCGCCAAGCUGAUGCCGUACCUGACCUCAUCAAGCCGGCCGAUGAUCCUGAUGACGCUCAACCUCCUUCCGUGAAUCAUGAAUUUCCGGAUGCGAACUCAUCUGAUCAGGAAAUACCCGCGACUAAGGUUUCUCGGGUGGAAACCAUGCCUACUGAGGAAGGGCUACCAUCACAUCCAAAGGCCCAUCAGUGCUCACCGAGUGACGCAGUGCCCGACAUUGUGGAGACAGUGCCUGACGCCUCAAGACCCGAGCAACACUUGUCACAAGACCUUGCGGAAGUAUCCAGCGACAACCAAGACUUCGGAGAUGAUUUUGAUGAAUUUGUUGAAGAGCAAGACGAAAUGGGAGACGACGACUUUGGAGAUUUUGAUGACGGCUUCCAAGAGCCCACCGAUGAGGUUGAUGAAGAAGCGCCUAUGGGUGGCACCAUGACACCUCAGCAGCCUCUUGCACUUCCCUCUGUGCCUCCCCUCAUCAACUUCGACGCUUUCAAAUCCACCUCCGAUCUUCUCUCAGCCCUCCAAGGCACUCUCGAUAACCUUCUUCCAGCCUCUCAGGAUCUCGACUCCUUACCACCAGUCGAACCGAUUCCUGACUCAUCAGCAAUCUUCAGCACAGAGCGCUCCCUCUCCCUCUGGUCCCAGCUUGUAGCCCCACCACCCCUACAACCACAGAACUGGGUGAAGUCACGCAUUCGCAGACUCUUCCUCGUGUCUUUAGGCGUACCAGUCGAUCUCGACGAGAUCCUCCCUGCAUCCAAGCAAAAGAAAUUAAUUCUUCCGUCCAUCGAUCUCGACGGAGUUUCACCAACCCGCAACCAAGCCCCAAAAGAGGGCGAAGGCGAAGGUACCCAAAACACGACCACUACAGGGCAGGCCCCUACACGCACCAAAACCACUCGCCGCUGUGCACCUCCACCGCCGGAACUAGACCUUUCAGCUGUCCGUCGUCUGUGCGCAACCACAGAUGCUGCGCUUGGCGGUCUGACGGAUUCAGAGCUGAAAGGGCAUGUUCAGGAAUUGGAGAAUGUCACGCUGCGCGCCAGUUCACUAUUGGAGUACUGGCUCAAGCGGCGGGACGGCUUGAUUGGCGAAAAAGGAGGCCUUUGA